AUUCAGGUAUUUUUGAGUCUUUGAGAUGAAUCAAUUAAUUGAGAUUGUUGAAGUUGAUUGAUUGAAGGCAUGGAGAAAGAGGGGAAAAAGUUCUGUUAACAAUUAACAUUCAUUUGUAUGUUUUACAGAAAUGAGUAAUAUUGUUCAAAUUUGGAAGACUGUUAUAAGCAUUUCUUUCUCUUGUUUACUCUUUCAUUUUCUUGAUUAUACUCAUUUAAGCAAGAGAAAUUCAUGAUUUUUGUGGUGAUUUUGUCUUCAAAUCCUCUGCUGGUGAAGGCUGCCAGAGGAGAACUUGUUAGUCGGCCACCAGCAUGCAUGAUGCGCCAGGUGGGAAGGUACAUGGCUGUUUAUAGAAAGCUUGCUGAGAAAUAUCCAUCCUUUCGAGAGAGGUCGGAGACAACUAAUCUUAUUGUGGAAAUUUCUUUGCAGCCUUGGAAUGCCUUUAGGCCUGAUGGAGUGAUCAUUUUCUCUAACAUCCUUACGCCUCUUCCUGCAUUUGGGGUCGAAUUCGACGUUGAAGAUGUAAGGGGUCUUGUUAUUCAGUCCCCAAUACGCUCCGAGAAGGGGCUAAAGGCUCUGCAUCCAAUUGACCUGGAAAAGCUCAGUUUUGUUGGAGAUUCACUCAAGAUACUGCGCAAGGAGGUUUCGUGGGAGCACCUUGGACAAUAGCAACAUAUAUAGUGGAAGGGGU
Molecule: messenger RNA, 691 nt
Organism: Arachis ipaensis
Lineage: Eukaryota; Viridiplantae; Streptophyta; Magnoliopsida; Fabales; Fabaceae
Source: RefSeq, a predicted model, not a curated record